Molecule: messenger RNA, 1167 nt
Organism: Osmia lignaria (orchard mason bee)
Lineage: Eukaryota; Metazoa; Arthropoda; Insecta; Hymenoptera; Megachilidae
Gene: Etfb
Product: Electron transfer flavoprotein beta subunit
Biological process (GO): fatty acid beta-oxidation using acyl-CoA dehydrogenase; amino acid catabolic process
Cellular component (GO): mitochondrion
Molecular function (GO): electron transfer activity
Source: RefSeq, a predicted model, not a curated record
UAUGUAAUUUUGUAAUCUAAUUAACAAAUCUGAAACGGCCAUGUUAUGACGCUCGCUUACAUCAGCGCAAGCUUCAUGAAAUGAACAUACCAAUUUAUUUGAUAUCAAGAAAGAAAUGAACUUUAGACCAUUGUCAACAAAGUGGUCCCACCACGUAUAAGAGAAACUGAACAAUUUUACGAACAAUUCGUGAUAUAUAUUAUGAAAAAGAAUUUAUAAUUUACAGUUGUAUUAUUUAUCGAUUUGUUGAUUAUUUAGUUAACAAUGGCGCGUGUACUCGUAGGUGUAAAGAGAGUUAUCGAUUAUGCAGUUAAGAUUCGUGUUAAACCAGACAAAACAGGUGUUAUAACGGAUGGAGUAAAACAUUCAAUGAACCCAUUUGAUGAAAUUGCAAUUGAGGAAGCUGUACGAAUGAAGGAAAAGAAACUUGUACAAGAAAUAAUUGCAGUGUCAUGUGGACCAACACAAGCUCAAGAUACUAUAAGAACCGCACUUGCAAUGGGUGCUGAUAAAGGAAUUCAUGUUGAGAUAUCUGGAGCUGAAUAUGAGACUUUACAACCUAUUCAUGUUUCUAAAAUUUUAGCCAAAUUGGCUCAAGAAGAAAAAGCAGAUUUAGUAAUUAUUGGUAAGCAAGCUAUAGAUGAUGAUUGCAAUCAAACUGCACAAAUGAUUGGGGGUUACUUGGAUUGGCCAACUGGAACAUUUUGUAGUAAAGUUGAAAAUAAUAAUGGUGAAUUAACUGUCACACGUGAAAUUGAUGGAGGAUUGGAAGUUAUUAAAAUGAAAAUGCCAGCAGUUUUAAGUACUGAUUUACGUCUUAAUGAACCAAGAUAUGCUACAUUACCAAAUAUUAUGAAGGCUAAAAAGAAGCCAAUUAAAAAAAUUACACCAAAAGAUCUAGGUGUAGAUUUUGCUGCAAGAAUUGAAAUGUUGUCAGUUGAAGAACCACCAGCUAGAAAGGGUGGUGUUAUUCUACCAGAUAUUGAUACUUUAAUUGGAAAAUUAAAAGAAGCUGGACAUGUUUAGUUGUUAUUAUGAUGUUAUUACUGAAAAGUAAUGUUAAAAAUAUUUUGCAGUGCUUUAUAUUCAUUACACUUUUUAUUAAAUUUGGCUGUAUAUAGAACAACUUUUUAUACACUAUGAGAUAUUGUAUGUUAUACUUCAAUA